AUGCGCUUGUUGGACGCCAAAACACUAGAGUUGGUCGACAUCCUCGACGACGACGUCCCUCCCUACGCCAUUAUAUCGCAUACUUGGGGCGAUGAGGAACUUACGAUCCAGCAGCUGCGGCGACUGGGAAGACAUUCGCAUCUCGCGUCCUCUUCUCCCAAACCAUUGGAUAGAAAGAGGAGAGCCAUUCUCUCGAAAAAGGGCUACGUCAAGAUCUCUGGUGCCGCUCGACUAGCUGUCAGCCGAGGGCUCAAUUACCUCUGGGCAGAUACGUGCUGCAUUGACAAGACAAGUAGUUCUGAGCUGUCCGAGGCCAUCAACUCCAUGUAUCUGUGGUACGAGCAAUCUGCCGAGUGCUAUGCGUACCUUUCCGACGUCGAGCCGCCGGCCACCCAAGAUGGCAAUGCAUUCGACAAGAAUCUCCGCAAUAGUCGGUGGUUCACAAGGGGAUGGACGCUCCAAGAGCUGGUUGCACCAAAGCUCGUUCUCUUCUACGCCAGCGACUGGAGCCUCCUUGGCCAAAAACACUCUCCCCCCAAAUUCGCAAAGAUCAUCAGCGAAAUCACUAGCAUUGAUGAGGAAGUGCUGGACGGCACCAUCGACCCCCUUCAGCUGAGCGUGUCUGCUCGCAUGGCCUGGGCGUCUCAUAGAAACACCACCAGGCUCGAAGACACUGCAUACUGUUUGAUGGGACUGUUCCAAGUCAACAUGCCGCUUCUGUACGGUGAAGGAAAGCGUGCUUUUACGAGACUUCAAGAGCACAUCAUCCAACGCACCGACGACCAGUCCAUAUUUGCGUGGAACUCAUUUGACGAUUUAGAAGAAGAUCCAGAUGCUCUUUUUGGCUUACUUGCACAGUCUCCAGCCCAAUUCAAAGAUGCCGGCGCUUUGCAAGUCCUGCCGCCUUUACCUGUGUAUGCAAGUGCUCCAUCCGCCAUGACGAAUCAAGGCCUUCGCGUCCAGCUCUACCUCGUGCCACGUACAUUCACAGAC
Molecule: messenger RNA, 993 nt
Organism: Trichoderma atroviride IMI 206040
Lineage: Eukaryota; Fungi; Ascomycota; Sordariomycetes; Hypocreales; Hypocreaceae
Source: RefSeq, a predicted model, not a curated record